AUGAUAACUAGGCUGACGCCCAUUGUGAGACUGCUUUGCAAACUGUCUUUGUUAGCUGAUGAUGGGAGAGGUGACUUCAAAAAACCAUCUAUAGGAGGGGGAGUUGCAGGAGCAGGACUGGCCAAGGGUGAGGUAGGUAGGGAUGGAGGAGACAUUGCGGGGGACAUUUCUGGUGAUUGGAUUGGUGAGAGGUUAGAAAUUUCUGGUGAUUGCACUGGCGAGAGGUUAGAAAUUCCUGGAGGUGGAGAGGAAGCAGGAGGAAUGACUGGGGAAGCAGGUGCUGGAGUUGAUGGAAGGCUUGGUGAAGCUGGCGGUGGGGUUAAGGGGGAGGCUGGUGGUGGGGUAGAAGUUGCAAGAGUGUCUAUUUCAAGCUUCAUACCUCCGGCGCAAUGUCCCGGUGUUGCACAGGUGAAGUAUCUCUUGCCAGGAGAAGAAAGAGGGAUGACUGUUGUGCCUCCACUAUACGACUGUAGUGGGGUGGUUAUCUGGCAGGAGUCAUAG
Molecule: messenger RNA, 501 nt
Organism: Dovyalis caffra
Lineage: Eukaryota; Viridiplantae; Streptophyta; Magnoliopsida; Malpighiales; Salicaceae
Source: the annotation of a GenBank genome assembly